Molecule: messenger RNA, 654 nt
Organism: Phyllostomus hastatus (greater spear-nosed bat)
Lineage: Eukaryota; Metazoa; Chordata; Mammalia; Chiroptera; Phyllostomidae
Exons: 4
Coding region: 28-654 (208 amino acids)
Source: RefSeq, a predicted model, not a curated record
GUGAAGAGAACGCCUUGCUGAGACCUAAUGGAAUCUCCUGCUCGUCUUAGAACGCUGCGCUGGCGGCAGCACCUCGGCAUGGCCCGGUGUGUGAGUCUGCUGGUGCUUCUCCACGGAGUCCUCAUGAUUCAGACGAAAGGAGUGCUCGGUGUGUCGGAUGAAAGCAGCGACAGCAGUCCUGGACACAGGAAAAGCUACUACAUAUUUCAGCUGUUGCCAGUUCACAGAUUGAAAAGGAAACCAGAGAAUGCUUUUGACAGGAAGGCAGCUGACUUGCUAGCCCUGCGGACUUCCAGUGUUUUUGGAGCGCCUGAUAUAAUUAGACCCACUGUCAACAAGGUGGCAAGCUUCCAGCUUCCACCAGCGCGUGUCAUUCCUAGACAAAGCCCGUCCACCCUGACUCCUCCUCCCGUGUGGGGGAGCACAGCUCUGCGGGGUCCUGUCCUUACACUCUCCGCCCAAUCCAAGACAUUGGAGAACAGUGGAGUGACCUCUGCCCCUGGGAACCUGGGAACCUGCUGCGGCUCGUCAGCCAGGUUUUCCCCGGUACCCCAAGUUUUGACUACUCCAGGUUUCCCCACAAGGGGACCACUUCAGAGCACCAUGUUCCCCAUCUCGCCCACAACUAAGGAGCCCCGAGGAGACAUGUACUAA